UUGAUAUACCAGAUGACAUGCUGCUCAUGGACUCACUUGAUCCAAUCAUGUCAAUCACUAAUGCCACAUAUCCCUCAUUGAUAGAGCAUAUGGAGGAUGAGUCUUAUUUCAAAGACCGUGCUAUAUUAUGUCCCACAAAUGAUGUUGUCAAUGAGGUCAACAAUCACAUCAUGGAUCUUCUUCCGGGAGAUUUACAGACAUAUUAUAGCUCUGAUAAAAUCUGUGAAUCAGAUUCCAGCAAAAAAAGAGAUAAAGAUGUCACAGUUGAAUUCCUUAACUCGAUUAAGUGUGCAGGAGUGCCCAACCAUGUUCUGAAGCUAAAGAAAGGGGUUCCAGUUAUGCUUCUAAGAAACAUUGACCAGAAAUGUGGUUUGGUCAAUGGAACUAGAUUGCGGGUAACACAACUGGGAACUCAUGUCAUUGAAGCAAAAGUCAUUACUGGUAAUCAUGUGGGGGGUAAGAUCUAUCUGCCAAGAAUGGUCCUUACACCUACGGAUGCUAGGUUGCCUUUUCAGUUUAAGCGAAGACAAUUUCCGAUUUCUCCGUGCUUUGGAAUGACAAUUAAUAAAAGUCAAGGUCAGAGUUUAUCUCAUGUAGGGAUCUACUUACCAAAACCAGUUUUUGCACAUGGUCAGUUAUAUGUUGCUGUCUCAAGAGCCAAAAGUAGGGGAGGCCUGAAGAUCCUAAUCAUUGACGAAGAAGGCAAGAGAGCAAAGAAAACAACAAAUGUUGUUUUUAAAGAAAUAUUUCAGAAUUUCAGACAAGAAUGA
Molecule: messenger RNA, 770 nt
Organism: Raphanus sativus (radish)
Lineage: Eukaryota; Viridiplantae; Streptophyta; Magnoliopsida; Brassicales; Brassicaceae
Exons: 1
Coding region: 18-770 (250 amino acids)
Source: RefSeq, a predicted model, not a curated record